UUCAUUUUACACUGAGAAAAAAACGUGAGAAAAACUUUAAGCGAGCAAUCGAGCGCUGAAAGGUGGGCAUAUUGCUGAUUAAUGGAAAACAAAAUCAUGUCUGGAGACGCGCAAGAAGUACCACAGCUUGAACUUCAAGCAGUCAUUGGAUUUAAUGGACAUGUCUUCUCCGGUCUUCGAGUGCACCCCAAUCGGGAACAUCUUAUUUAUCCCUUGGGCUCCACAGUUAUACUUAAGAGUCUCACAAACGGCAAACAGCAGUUCCUGCAUGGACACACCAAUAACAUCUCUUGUGUGGCAGUCUCCAAAAGUGGACGUUACAUUGCAUCCGGCCAAGUCACCUUCAUGGGCUUUAGGGCAGAUAUCAUUAUUUGGGAUUUUCCUCAAAGGACAAUCCAUGCCAGGCUGCAGCUCCACAAGGUGAAAGUAGAGGAUCUUGCAUUCUCCCCUAAUGACAAGUAUCUUGUAUCUCUGGGGGGUCAGGAUGAUGACAGUAUCGUCGUGUGGAAUAUUGAAAAGAAAGAAGCUAUUUGUGGGAGUCCAGCUUCAGCACAGAGUGCCGGUCACUGUCUGGCAGUUCAGUUCUCCAACAAGAGUGAUGAUGUGUUUGUGUCUGCUGGGAAUGGUACACUCCGCGUCUGGGAACUGGACCUUCCCAACAGGAAGAUACGUCCCACAGAAUGCCAGACCGGACAGCUGAAGAGGGUAGUGAAAUGUGUGGAGAUUGCAGAAGAUGACGAUUUCUUCUACUGUGGUACGAGCAGCGGUGAUGUUCUCAAAGUCAAUCUCAAGACCAAACUCCUCAACAGCUGCUGGCCAGUGAAACAGAAAUUCAGCAAGGGAGUGAACUCCCUGAGCACGCUGAAGACGGGGGACGUCCUGGUUGGCUCAGGCGAUGGCAUGUGCAGCCUGUGCUCCGGGUCUAACUUUAAAACACUCAGGAAAGUGCAGCUAAAGGGAGGUGUCACAUCAGUUGCGCUCCGGGGUGAAGGCCACCAGUUCUUCGUCGGUACGGAUGCUGCACAGAUCUAUCGCUGCAACUAUAUGGACUUCAAAGAGGAGCUCAUCGCUACGAGCCACAACAGCGCUGUGAAAGGCGUAGUCUUCCCCUUUGCCACGUCGGAGCUGUUUGCCACAUUCUCUCAGGAUGACGUCAGGGUGUGGCACUCGGAGACUUCCAAGGAACUGCUGCGCAUCACGGUGCCCAACAUGACCUGUAACGCUGUGGAUUUUAUGAGGGACGGAAAGAGUAUUAUUAGCGCUUGGAAUGAUGGGAAAAUUCGUAUUUUCACUCCGGAGAGUGGCACGCUGAGUGGCAUCAUUCACAACGCCCACAGCAUGAGUGUGACGGCUAUCGCGGGCACCAGAGACUGCCAAAGGAUAGUCAGUGGAGGAGGGGAGGGCCAGGUGCGGGUCUGGCAGAUCUUUCCAGGGUCCCACCAGCUUGUGGAGACCAUGAAGGAGCACAAGGCCACCAUUACCUGCAUCAGGUUGAAGAGUGACGAUAAGGAGUGCGUCACGGCCAGCUCGGAUGGGGCCUGCAUCGUCUGGGACCUGGUCCGCUUCGUGAGAUAUCAGAUGGUCUUGGCCAACACGCUCUUCAGGGCUGUGUGCUACCACCCCGAGGAGUACCAGAUCAUCACCAGCGGGACCGACAGAAAGAUUACCUACUGGGAGGUCUAUGACGGGUCUGUCAUCAGGGAGCUGGAGGGCUCGCUCUCGGGCUCCGUAAACGGCAUGCAUAUUUCACCCGAGGGAAAACACUUUGUCACAGGGGGUGAUGAGAAGCUGGUUAAGGUGUGGGGGUACACUGAGGGGGAAGUGACACACGUCGGCAUUGGGCACAGCGGCAGUAUCACCAGUGUCAGCAUCUGCCCCAACAACAAGUACAUCAUCAGCACCAGUGCAGACGGAGCUGUGCUCAGGUGGAAGUACCCCCACGCUUCCUGAAUGCCCCCCACCCCUGUCCCAGCAUCCUCACUGUCGGGGAUGUUUCACUAACCCCCCUGCUACUUUUCCAUACUGUUGCA
This is a messenger RNA of Paramormyrops kingsleyae, 2030 nucleotides long. It is a transcript of the gene cfap52, whose product is annotated as cilia and flagella associated protein 52. The record is from RefSeq and is a predicted model, not a curated record. Lineage: Eukaryota; Metazoa; Chordata; Actinopteri; Osteoglossiformes; Mormyridae. Gene Ontology annotation, molecular function: protein binding.